Molecule: messenger RNA, 2163 nt
Organism: Rhagoletis pomonella (apple maggot)
Lineage: Eukaryota; Metazoa; Arthropoda; Insecta; Diptera; Tephritidae
Gene: Pur-alpha
Product: transcriptional activator protein Pur-alpha
Exons: 5
Coding region: 717-1175 (152 amino acids)
Biological process (GO): regulation of transcription by RNA polymerase II
Cellular component (GO): nucleus
Molecular function (GO): RNA polymerase II transcription regulatory region sequence-specific DNA binding; purine-rich negative regulatory element binding; DNA-binding transcription factor activity, RNA polymerase II-specific
Source: RefSeq, a predicted model, not a curated record
CCAGCCAGGUAAACGUUUCCAGCCACCGCUCCAAAACAUUUUGUUGAAAGGUCUUUCUUGUGCUAGUGGAAGCAUUAAUUGACGUAGCACAAUCACUUAAAUCGAUAGAAAGUGCAAUAUUGGAUGAGGCAUCUAGAGGCCCAAUGGUAGCUUCAUCAGCAAUAGCAAGCGCACCAUCUUCAUAACUUGAAGGUUCAGGAAUCUCAACAACAUCAUCGCCACCACCAACGCAAACCAACCGUCUCUAUAAUAGCUUAAAGAUUCAGCAUAUACACCAUUUUCAUAAUAACUUGAAGAUUCAGGAAUCGGAGCAACACCACCGCCACCUCCACCAACAGCAAACGCACCAUCUGCAUAAUAGCCAAGAGAUUCAGGAAUCGCAGAAACAUCUCCACCACUUCUAUCAAUCGCAAAUGCACCAUCUCCAUAAUAUUUUGAAUAUUCAGGAGGCGCAGCAACAUCACCUCCACCACCAACAGCAAACGGAUCAUCUCCAGAUGCAACAAACUUAUCAGAAUAACUAGAAAUUAUUUCGACAGCAGCAACAUCACCGCCUUCAUCAAUGCCAACACCGCAAUCCUCAGAAAAAAAAUCGCUCGUCACAAGCGUGUCAAACUCCCCAUCCUCAUUUGUCGAGAUUUCGGCACUGCAAAUAUAAAGUUUCCCGGCCACCAAAUCCAGAUAAUCUACCUGAAGAUGGAAAACUGAAAUCCGAGAUGAUGAUUAAAGAUAAUAGACGAUACUAUUUAGAUUUAAAAGAGAAUGCGCGCGGACGUUUCUUACGAGUAUCGCAGACUAUAACAAGAGGUGGACCUAGAUCACAAAUAGCUAUACCAGCUCAAGGAAUGAUAGAAUUUCGAGAUGCGCUAACAGAUUUACUUGAAGAGUUCGGAACCAAUGACGGCGGAUUUAAAGGUGAUCUGCCCGAAGAGCGCCACAUGAAAGUGGACAAUAAAAAUUUUUAUUUCGAUAUUGGACAAAAUAAUCGCGGGGUUUACAUGCGCAUUAGUGAGGUGAAAAGCAAUUUUCGUACUGCUAUUACUGUGCCAGAAAAAUGUUGGCUACGCUUUCGUGACAUUUUUAAUGACUAUUGCGACAAAAUGAAGAAAUCGUCCGACACAUCGUCUAUCACUGCCGAUAAUAAUAUUCAAAUCCCUGCAAACAGUCUAAAAUAAAAAUGGCGGUAUGAAAUGUAAUUAAACAAAAUCACGGAAAGUUAUAAAUUGAAAGCAAGUUUAACCAAUAAAAGCGAGAAACAUCAACAAAAAACAAAAAUAUUAAGAUAUUUAGAUAUAUUUUAUUAAGAAUGCAUACUUAUUAAAAUGAUUCUUAUUUUACGUUGUAGUUAACAAAACAACUGAAACAACAGAGAACUACUUACUACUAUGAAUGUUACAUUGAUUAGAUGAUGUUUUAAACAAUUUGCAAACGAUACUUUUGACAACAAUCAUUCUUUAUUGAACUAGUACUGUGUGGGACUUGAAAUAAUAUGUUUCCUUAUAUUAUCAUUUUGUUAUAUGCUUGUUUUUAGUAUAUCUUUCCGUAAUUAUAAAACGUGAGUGUUAAAAAUUAUGAUAACAAUUAAUCAAAAAGGAAAAUUAGAAAUGUUUCGCCAGUUGUCAAGUUUGUUUGUUGUCAUAUAUUGCUUGCAGGGACAAACAUAAGAUAAGUAAACUCCGUGCAGUUCCAAACAGUACCUAUAAUCUAUUGCAACAGCGGAUGUCUAAUCUGAAAACUCUCAUGUUUUAUUUUCAUAUUUAUAUUUUUUUAAGAAAUAUAUGAUAGUUUUAACAAUGUUAUUGUACUAUUAAAAAGAAAUUUAAAAAGCUAAAACCCCAAUACAAAUCCUUACAAAUUAGAAAAAUAUUUUUGGUAAAAAAAUUAAAACUAUUUAAAAUAUUCAAUGAAAAAAAUAAUGUUGCAAAAGAGAUACAGAAAAUUUAUUAGAAAUUAUGAAAUGAUAGAAUUAAAAUAUAGUGAUAAUAUUAUAUUAAAAGAAAUUAUAAUUUAAGUUUUACGUUACCUCUAGCUUUUUGAAAACUUAAUUGUUGAUAUAAAAUGAAAUAAAAAAAAAACAGAAUAAAAUUCUAAAUGUGUAAAAAUAUGUUUUAAUUUGUUUUAAGUAUUUAUGAUAGUUGACUUAAACUUCAUGAAAAUUGAAGA